AAUCGAUAAAUGUAAAUAAAACCCGGCGAAUUCUUAGCUGUUUGUGAAUUUCUUUACUAAUUUUAAUAAAAAUAACUAAAUAAUUAAUAAUAUGGCGCUGGUGGACUAUGGUGGGAGCAGCUCCUCCGCCUCUGAAGAUGAAGAGUCCACAGAAAACAAUCAAACUCCAACAUUGAGCAGCCUCAAAAGACCGGCCCUGCCCACAGCUGCCGCCCUGCUGGGCCCCAAGAAACCCAAGCCGGAGGAGUUCGUCGAGGAUGUGGUGGAUGAUCCCGCUCUACAUGGUGGUCGCAUCCGAAGCUUCAAGCACGAGCGGGGAAACUGGGCCACCUACGUCUAUGUGCCGGCAGCAGCCUGUGCCGAUCAGCUGGAGGAGUUCCAAGCGGAAGCCAUUGCCCAUUUGGAGCCGCACCUGGAACUGCAGGCUAAUGAUUCACUGCAUCUCAGUUUGAGUCGAACGGUGGUGCUGCAAUACCAUCAGAUCGACGAGUUCUCACGGUCCUUGCAAACAGCUCUUAACAGCUCCGUGGGAUUCACCGCCACAUUGCAAGGCCUAAGGAUUUACACAAACGAGGAGCGGACCAGGACCUUCAUCGCCGCCCCUCUGGAUCCUGCUUUUGUGGAGAAGAUGACUGCCAUCCUGCAACCCAUCGACCAGGUGAUGCUCGACUACCGGUUGCAGCAGUUCUACGAUCCUGCCUCCUUCCAUGUCAGCCUCCUUUGGUGCUUGGGCGAUCAGGAGGCACUGCUGAAGGACAAGCUACAAGAGCUGCAAGAGCUCCUGGAAGAUCAGGACACUCUGACACUUGCUGUCAAUGAAGUACACUUGAAAUGCGGCAACAAGGACUUUACUUACAGGUUAAAAUAGACAGUGAUUAUUGAAAUUUUAUUGUUUGAAUUUAAUAUGAUUACUUAUAUGCAUGCUGCUCUUAAUUGUAAUGUAUAAAAUCUUUA
Messenger RNA from Drosophila suzukii, 954 nucleotides. RefSeq names its product U6 snRNA phosphodiesterase 1. Gene Ontology annotation, molecular function: 3'-5'-RNA exonuclease activity. Lineage: Eukaryota; Metazoa; Arthropoda; Insecta; Diptera; Drosophilidae. Gene Ontology annotation, biological process: U6 snRNA 3'-end processing. The record is from RefSeq and is a predicted model, not a curated record. Gene Ontology annotation, cellular component: nucleus.